GCCGAGCCAGUCGGGGUAGUGGAGGACCGUCGGGCGAUCAUCAGCUCAGGCGGGCGGGGAGAAAAGGGCGGCGAGCUGCGGGAGCUUGGCGGGUGCUGGCUGCGGGCGCGCUGAGGCCGGUCAGUGGGACAUCUAGGGACAGAAGAGAAGGCUCGAUCGCUACAGGACCAUAUUUGGAGCUGAAAUGGAACAAGCAGUUGGCAAGCCAAUGAGAGGCCAGGUCACAGCGACACAUUUGACAGAAGACAUUCCAAAAGCCAAGAAGUGCACAGUGAUUGGAGGCUCUGGGUUCCUGGGACAGCACAUGGUGGAGCAGUUGCUGGCAAAAGGCUAUACCGUCAAUGUAUUCGAUAUACGCCAGGGAUUCAACAAUCCCCGGGUGCAGUUCUUUCUGGGCGACCUCUGCAGCCAACAGGACCUGUACCCCGCGCUGAAAGGCGUAAGCACAGUGUUCCACUGUGCAUCACCCCCUCCGUCCAGCAACAACAAGGAACUCUUUUACAGAGUCAACUACAUUGGCGCCAAGAACGUCAUUAAGACUUGCAAAGAGGCUGGGGUUCAGAAACUCAUUUUAACCAGCAGCGCUAGUGUCGUCUUUGAGGGCGUUGACAUCAAGAAUGGAACCGAGGACCUCCCUUACGCCAUGAAACCCAUUGAUUACUACACGGAGACGAAGAUCUUACAGGAGAGAGAAGUUCUGAUCGCCAACGAUCCUGAGAGGAAUUUCUUAACCAUCGCCAUCCGCCCCCAUGGCAUUUUCGGCCCAAGGGACCCCCAGCUGGUCCCCAUCCUCAUCGAAGCAGCCAGGAAAGGCAAGAUGAAGUUUAUAAUUGGAAAUGGGGAGAACUUGGUGGACUUCACCUUCGUGGAGAACGUGGUGCACGGACACAUUCUGGCUGCUGAGCAACUCUCCCAAGACACGGCCUUGGGUGGGAAGGCAUUCCACAUCACCAACGACGAACCCAUCCCUUUCUGGAUGUUCCUGUCCCGCAUCCUGACAGGCCUCAAUUACGAGGCCCCCAAGUACCACAUCCCCUACUGGGUGGCCUACUACCUGGCCCUCCUGCUGUCCUUCCUGGUCAUGGUGAUCACUCCUGUCAUCCAGCUCCACCCCACGUUCACACCGAUGCGGGUCGCGCUCGCUGGCACGUUUCACUACUACAGCUGCGAGAAAGCCAAAAAGCUCAUGGGUUACCAGCCAUUGGUCACCAUGGACGAUGCCGUGGAAAGAACGGUGCAGAGCUUCCACCACCUGCGGAGAGUCAAGUGAGACCCCGGAGACUGGGCCCUCUCGCCGUGUCUCCCCACCUAGAGCUCUCUGUGGACCAAUAAACUAUCCUCCUUCAAGUGA
Molecule: messenger RNA, 1351 nt
Organism: Rhinolophus ferrumequinum (greater horseshoe bat)
Lineage: Eukaryota; Metazoa; Chordata; Mammalia; Chiroptera; Rhinolophidae
Gene: NSDHL
Product: NAD(P) dependent steroid dehydrogenase-like
Exons: 8
Coding region: 185-1270 (361 amino acids)
Biological process (GO): steroid biosynthetic process
Molecular function (GO): 3-beta-hydroxy-Delta5-steroid dehydrogenase (NAD+) activity
Source: RefSeq, a predicted model, not a curated record